This is a messenger RNA of Peromyscus leucopus (white-footed mouse), 827 nucleotides long. Its product is annotated as lysine-specific demethylase 6A-like. The annotation marks the transcript as partial. NCBI's taxonomy places the organism in Eukaryota, Metazoa, Chordata, Mammalia, Rodentia, Cricetidae. The record is from RefSeq and is a predicted model, not a curated record. Gene Ontology annotation, molecular function: histone H3K27me2/H3K27me3 demethylase activity; protein binding; RNA polymerase II cis-regulatory region sequence-specific DNA binding. Gene Ontology annotation, cellular component: MLL3/4 complex. The transcript is spliced from 4 exons. Gene Ontology annotation, biological process: regulation of gene expression; heart development.
ACGGCGGCGGCGUGGGGUUCGCUGUGUGACACAAUUACAACAACUUUGUGCUGGUGCCGGGGAAGUUUGUGUCUCCUACGAAUCCCCCCAGAGCUCCCGAUCCCCGCGCUCUCCGGCCAUUCCCGCCGUCCCUGCCUGUGGCUGCCCCCUUCCCGCCCCCGCGAUGUGACCCUACAGCCGAGCCGUCGCCGCUACCGACCCAGUGGCUCCAUAGCCCCUGCUGCCGCUGCCUUCACCUCUACCGCGUUGGGAUUUUUCCGCCGCCUUUCGCGGCGGAGGAGGAGGCAGAGAUAAAGUUGGUGUGCCGGUCCCGUGCGGAGAUUGGGAGCGUCGUUGCGGGCCCCGGCCCGGGGAGGGGGGGUGUCGGCGUUGGAGUUGUGAAUUCGCUGCGUUUCCAUGAAAUCCUGCGGAGUGUCGCUCGCUACCGCCGCCGCCGCCGCCGCCGCCGCUUUCGGUGAUGAGGAAAAGAAAAUGGCGGCGGGAAAAGCGAGCGGCGAGAGCGAAGAGGCGUCCCCCAGCCUGACAGCUGAGGAGAGGGAGGCGCUCGGCGGACUGGACAGCCGCCUCUUCGGGUUCGUGAGGUUUCAUGAAGAUGGCGCCAGGAUGAAGGCCCUACUGGGCAAGGCUGUUCGCUGCUACGAAUCUCUGAUCUUAAAAGCUGAAGGAAAAGUGGAGUCUGAUUUCUUUUGUCAAUUAGGUCACUUCAACCUCUUAUUGGAAGAUUAUCCAAAAGCGUUAUCUGCAUACCAGAGGUACUACAGUUUACAGUCUGACUACUGGAAGGUUGGUACACAUUUUCAUGCUUAUUUCCUAUUGUUUUUUUUUUG